AUGCAGCAGCCGGCCAUGCCGCCGCCAUUCUCGCCUGCCGCGGGGACGGCCGCCGCGGCUGGCCAGCACGCCACGCCCAUCAGCAGCCGCCCGCCGCCGGAGUCGCAGCAGCAGCAGCAGCAGCAGCAGCAUCAAGUCGACGAGGUCGGCGGCGGCUCGGCUUCCGCCGGCAGCAGCUUCGUCGUUGACCACGACGGCGGCGGCGCCUCCGCGGACGGCGACGACGGCGAGCGCAACGGGCCGUCCGGCGGCAACCGGUGGCCGCGGCAGGAGACGCUGGCGCUGCUCAAGAUCCGCUCCGAGAUGGACGCCGCGUUCCGGGAGGCCGCCCUCAAGGGACCCCUCUGGGAGCAAGUCGCCAGGAAGCUGGAGGCCAUGGGCUACAAGCGGAGCGCCAAGAAGUGCCGCGAGAAGUUCGAGAACGUCGACAAGUACUACAAGCGCACCAAGGACGGCCGCGCCGGCCGCGCCGACGGCAAGGCCUACCGCUUCUUCUCCGAGCUCGAGGCUCUCCACGGUGCCUCCUCGCCGGCGGCGCCGCACCCGCCGGUGGUGGUAUCUCUUGCGCCGACGCCUGUGGCCGUGGCGCCACGGGCCACGGCCCUUGUGGGAGCGCCUACCAUGGUGCCGGCCACCUUGCAUGCCGAGCCACCGCCACUGACGCCGCCGCAGCCUCGUGUCGUUGCCGCAGUGCCGCAGCCGGCUCCGACGACGGGGACUGGCAGUGCCACUGCUACAACCGCGCCCCCUGCAGUCGCCGCCAGCGACGCGGCGACGGCAUGCAUGAUGACGCCUGGUGACGUCAGCUUUUCCUCGGGCUCGGACGGGGAGGACACGGAGGAAACCGGCGGCGGCGGCGACGGCGGGAAGCGGAAGCGGGACGACGGGGACGGUGACGGCAGCAGCGGCAGCAAGAUGAUGCGGUUCUUCGAGGGACUGAUGCGGCAGGUGAUGGAGCGGCAGGAGGAGAUGCAGCGGCGGUUCAUCGAGGCCAUCGAGCGGCGGGAGCAGGACCGGAUGAUCCGCGAGGAGGCGUGGCGGCUGCAGGAGGUGGCGCGCCUCGCCCGCGAGCACGACGCGCUCGCCCAGGAACGCACCAUGGCCGCGUCACGCGACGCCGCCGUCGUCUCCUUCAUACAGCGGGUCACCGGCCAGACCAUCUCGAUGCCCAUGCCCUCCUCCGUCGCGCCUCCGCUGGCCUUCAUCACCGCGCUGACGCAUACGCCGCCGCCCUUGCAGCCCACGCCGGUCGCUUCCGCUGCACCGGCGCAGCCACCUCCGCCUCCAGCUCAUCAGCUGUCACCCACCACACCGAAACCGCACACAACAAUGCCGAUGACGGCACAGGUACAUCCACAUCAGGCGCCGUCGCCGGUGACGCAUCCACAGGGCAAUAAAGAUAUCGUCCUCCGCGCGCCGCCGGCGGCGGAGUCGCAGGACACGGCGGGGUCCGGUGGCGGCGCGCCGUCGCCGUCGAGGUGGCCCAAGGCGGAGGUGCACGCGCUGAUCAAGCUGCGCACAGAGCUGGAGACUCGGUACCAGGACUCCGGGCCCAAGGGCCCGCCUUGGGAGGACAUCUCGUCGGGGAUGCGGCGGCUCGGGUACAACCGGAGCGCCAAGCGCUGCAAGGAGAAGUGGGAGAACAUCAACAAGUACUUCAAGAAGGUGAAGGAGAGCAACAAGAAGAGACCCGAGGACUCCAAGACCUGCCCCUACUACCACCAGCUCGAUGCGCUCUACCGCACUCCGGCGGCGGCACCGCCACGCCCGGAUCUGCAGGCUGCUGCGGCGCCCGUCACCGUGCUGGCCGCGGUGCCGCUGUCCCAGACGGCGCCUCACGGCAACGGCAACGGGAAUGGGUGCGCGAGCAGGGGCAGCUCGGACAAUGGCGGCGGCAGCUCCGGGGGCAUGCAGAAGCAGCAGGCGAGCAAUGGCGCCGGUGGCAAUGGCGUUGUUGCGACGAACAAGCGAGAAGAAGGCAUCAUCAUGAGGAAGGUGACGACGGCGGAGGCGGAGACGAGGCCGCAGCCGGUGUCGAUGAACGACAGCUACGUGAACGACGACGCCGUGGACAGCGACAGCAGCAUGGACGACGACGACUUUGACGACGAGGAGGAGGAGGGCGACGUUCCCGGAGGCGGCGGCUGCAACAGCAAAGUGCAGUACGAGAUCCAGUUCCAGCGGCAGCAGCAGAACAACCAGAGCGGCGGCGGCGUCCGGCCCAACGCGAGCGGUGGCGCCGGCGCCGGCCCGGCAGCGACAACAAGUGGGUCUUUCUUGACCAUGGUCCAUCACUAG
Molecule: messenger RNA, 2298 nt
Organism: Miscanthus lutarioriparius
Lineage: Eukaryota; Viridiplantae; Streptophyta; Magnoliopsida; Poales; Poaceae
Source: the annotation of a GenBank genome assembly